AUGUCAGUCCAUCUCCUCUUAUCCUGUGGAGCACCAAGCGCCUACCCAAAUAAUCAGGCGAGGCACGUGCGCCGGAUUUUAUAUGACCAACGAGGCGGCACCACCUGCGAUCUGCCGCACCGCCCGCCGGUCUGCCACUCCGUCACAGCUAAAACCACGGUCUGGCUUCCCACCGUAUCGUCGUCUUCCUCUGCGCACGCUGGCGACUUCACUGCAGCUAAGCUAACUAGUGCGCUUCCUUCAGACAUCCUACGGUACCCACUAAUCUCCCUCGCGGCCAUGUCUACGGUGACCCGCGCCUACCUCGACCAGAGGCUCGCCCUCGCGAAGCGCUGCUCCAGAGAGGCCGCCAUGGCAGGAGCCAAGGCCGCGGCCGUCGCCACCGUCGCAGCCGCAGUGCCCACCCUGGCGAGCGUGAGGAUGCUGCCGUGGGCGAAGGCGCACCUGAACCCCGCCGGCCAGGCCCUCAUUAUCUCCACCGUCGCCGGGAUGGCAUACUUCAUCGUCGCCGACAAGACCAUCCUGUCCAUGGCCAGGAAGCACUCGUUUGAGGACGCGCCGGACCAUCUCAAGAACACCUCCUUCCAGUAA
Lolium rigidum is the source of this 591-nucleotide messenger RNA. RefSeq lists its product as uncharacterized. The record is from RefSeq and is a predicted model, not a curated record. The transcript is spliced from 4 exons. Lineage: Eukaryota; Viridiplantae; Streptophyta; Magnoliopsida; Poales; Poaceae. Bases 1 to 591 code for a protein of 196 amino acids.